Centropristis striata (black sea bass) is the source of this 984-nucleotide messenger RNA. It is a transcript of the gene lsm1, whose product is annotated as LSM1, U6 small nuclear RNA associated. Bases 191 to 592 code for a protein of 133 amino acids. Gene Ontology annotation, cellular component: P-body; Lsm1-7-Pat1 complex. Gene Ontology annotation, biological process: deadenylation-dependent decapping of nuclear-transcribed mRNA. The record is from RefSeq and is a predicted model, not a curated record. Lineage: Eukaryota; Metazoa; Chordata; Actinopteri; Perciformes; Serranidae. Gene Ontology annotation, molecular function: RNA cap binding. The transcript is spliced from 4 exons.
UGUUCCUAUAAAGUUCGCGAACAGAAAAUUAAUCAUAUUACAGCGUCCAAAGGGUUAAGCGUCUACAGGAAGUUUAUCCCUGGCGUGUAUAAAGACGCUUCCUGUACUCCUCUUGAAAGAAACAUAUUUUGAAACAUUCAUGGCUUGACGAUACAUAAAAAUACACGAAGCAAAUAAACAACAGCCCAAGAUGAACUACGUACCAGGGACGGCAAGCCUUAUUGACGACAUCGACAAGAAGCACCUGGUGCUGCUCCGAGAUGGAAGAACACUGAUCGGUUACCUCAGAAGCAUUGAUCAGUUUGCCAAUUUAGUUUUCCAUCAGACAGUUGAGCGCAUCCACGUGGGGAAAAAAUUUGGUGAUAUCCCCAGAGGAAUAUUCAUUGUGAGAGGAGAGAAUGUGGUGCUGCUUGGAGAGAUAGACGUGGAUAAGCCCUGCGACACGGUCCUGCAGCAGGUCUCCAUCGAAGAGAUCCUGGAGGAGCAGCGGUUGCAGCAGCAAACUAAACAGGAGACGGAGAAAGUGAAAAUGCAGGCCCUGAAGGACCGAGGCCUUUCCAUCCCCAAAGCUGACAACUUAGAUGAAUACUAACACAGAUUCCACAAUCCUCUUUCUCAGUUUGUAACAGACUGUUUAGUUUUACGUUGAAUUUAAGUUCAUGAGAGCACAAGAAUGUUUUUUCUUUUUUAUGGGUACAAGGCUUCAUCAUGCUGGGCCUGUAUACUGUUGUAUACUGUAUGAAAUUCAUUUGAAUUAUUUGGAGGAAAAAGGAUGUGAUGGCUGCUCUCAGUUUUGCAGAUCCUUACAGAAAGAAAUGAAAGAAUCAUGUUUAUGUAAGUCUGUUGGCAAUUUAGCAUUUAUUUAACAGCAGCACUUUCUCAUUUGUCAGUCAUGUCUUGAGCCUUUUUAUUUGGAGAUAUGUGGGCCUGCUAUUAACAAAAACUACAUGCUAUGCUCCAUUAAAAGAGUUUAGUUUUUCAUUA